Conger conger (European conger) is the source of this 1850-nucleotide messenger RNA. It is a transcript of the gene ptpn5, whose product is annotated as protein tyrosine phosphatase non-receptor type 5. The record is from RefSeq and is a predicted model, not a curated record. Bases 1 to 1608 code for a protein of 535 amino acids. Lineage: Eukaryota; Metazoa; Chordata; Actinopteri; Anguilliformes; Congridae. The transcript has 12 exons. Gene Ontology annotation, biological process: protein dephosphorylation. Gene Ontology annotation, molecular function: protein tyrosine phosphatase activity.
AUGACUCAGAACUCAGUGGCGGGGGUGCCCACCCCGAUGGAACCGCAGGAGGAGUGGGGGAGGGGUGAUGAGCCUUCCCAGAAUGCCCUGCAGGCGGUCCAAGGCGCGUGGUGGGAGAGGCUGUGGAGGGCGGGGGUGACGGCUGGCUGCUUCCUCAGCCUCUGUGUCCUCUCACAGAUCAUGGGAGUUUGGGUCCUGUACAUGAUGAAUGGGUAUGGAGCUUUCCCUGCUGCCCAUAAAGUCUUGGACCUCAUGCAGUACAUGCUGUCACCACUGGGGGCAUAUAAUUCACAUGAGGAAGAGUCAUCCCAGUCCAUGCAGAAGGAGCUGUGGAAGAUGGAGAGCUUGUGCCCCCUGCUGGCCACCCUCUUCCUUGGCAUCGUCAUCCUGGGCAUUGGGGUGCUGUACUGUCUGAGGACACUGGCUCCUGGGAGCAUCCCUGUCUACGCCGACGACCGCCGGCAGUCCAUGAGCCGCCAACCGUCCUUCACCUACUCUGAGUGGACCGAUGGCAAACAGGACGAGUUCUACGACCUGGACCCCGUGCCGGAGACCCCGGUCUUUGACUGCUUCAUGGACAUGAAGGCGGAGACCGACCCCACCUCGCUCACCGUCAAGCCAGUGGGGCUGCAGGAAAGGAGGGGCUCCAACGUGUCUCUGACACUGGACAUGUGCACACCUGGCUGCACGGAGCCGUACGCCUCCAUGUUGUCGCCACGGGAACAGUCGUCACGGGAGUACCUACAGACGGCCUCCAAUGUGCUGACAGCGGCCCAGCUGCACAGCCGUGCCCUGGAUGAUGCUGCAGUGCAGGCUGAGUUUUACGAGACUCCAAUGAACUUUGUGGACCCCAAGGAAUACAACUUUCCCGGACUGGUGAGGAAGAAUCGAUACAAAACCAUCCUUCCGAAUACGCACAGCAGAGUUUGCCUUAAAGCUGCAGACGAGGAUGACUUCCUCAGAACCUACAUUAAUGCUAAUUACAUGAGGGGGUACAACGGGCAGGAGAAGGCCUACAUCGCUACGCAGGGCCCCACAGUCAACACCAUCAGUGACUUCUGGAGGAUGGUGUGGCAGGAGCAGUCAUCCAUCAUCGUCAUGAUCACCAACAUCGAGGAGAAGAAUGAGAAAUGCACGGAGUACUGGCCGGAGGACUGUGUGACCUAUGAGGACAUCGAAAUCACCGUCAACCAGGUCAUCCAAGCGGAUGACUACAGCCUUCGGAUCUUCACCGUAAAGUGUGAGGGGGAGGAACGUAGCCUCAGGCAGUAUUGGUACACUUCCUGGCCGGACCAGAAGACCCCAGACAAGGCCCCGCCCCUGCUGGAGCUGGUGCAGGAUGUGGAGGAGGCGUGGCUGCAGGCCCCGCCCUGGAGUGGGCCUGUCAUUGUCCACUGCAGCGCUGGGAUUGGUCGGACAGGGUGCUUCAUUGCCACCACCAUCCUUUGCGAACAGCUGAAGAAGGAGGGCGUGGUCGACAUCCUGAAGACCACCUGCCAGCUGCGAUUGGACAGGGGAGGCAUGAUCCAGACGGCAGAGCAGUACCAGUUUGUACAUCAUGUCCUUAGCCUCUAUGAUCGACAGCUCUCCCGUCCUGUAGAAGAAUAGGAAUUGCCCUACACCCCUCCCACGACUAACAAAACACAAUUAACAAGAGAAGCGUCUGCCCCGUCUUCAUAACCCAGGUUGUGAGUCUCUCCAUACUCCAUCAUAGCCUGAGCUCUCUGAACCCCUCCAGAGCCAAAGCCAUCCCCGCAAGCCGUUCCCCAUCUGCCCUGAAGCCCUCUGUCCGCUGAGGUCUCCACGACUCCCCAGUUAAAGCACAAAAUGGGCGUCCAGUUGGACUGGAA